AAAGUUUCGCGCCAAUUUGUAAACACGUGAACAAAACAAAAGAUGGCAGGGUUCGACGAAGGUGGAGUUUUCUUCAGCGAUAACUUUGGAUCUGAGGAGCAAACAGACGAUAAUCAAAUCAACAGACAACAAGUGAAGAAACGUUUGAAAGAUUUCAUCCGUCAGUUUCACGAGGGAAACUUUUCUUACACUUACAGAGACCAGCUGAAACGCAAUUACAACUUGGGACAAUAUUGGCUAGAUGUUGAAAUAGAGGAUGUCUCCAGUUUUGAUGAAGCUCUGGCAGAAAAGUUGUCCAAGCUUCCUACAGAACACCUGCCUUUGUUUGAGGAUGCUGCCAAAGAAGUUGCUGAUGAAGUAACACGCCCUCGACCAGAAGGAGAAGAGGAUGUCUACGAUAUUCAGGUCAUGUUGUCAUCGAAUGCCAACCCCUGUGGACUGCGAGACCUCAAGUCCGCACAGAUGGCAAAGCUGGUUAAGAUCCCAGGAAUUAUUAUAGCAGCAUCGGCCAUCAAAGCUAAAGCCACCCGACUGACAAUUCAAUGCAGGAGCUGUAAGAACACACUGAAUAACAUCCCAGUGAAUCCUGGUCUGGAGGGGUACGCACUGCCAAGGAAAUGCAACACUGAACAAGCCGGAAGACCUAGGUGUCCAGUGGACCCAUUUUACAUUGUUCCGGACAAGUGCAAGUGUGUCGAUUUCCAGGUCCUUAAACUGCAGGAGGCUCCAGAGGCUGUGCCAAAUGGAGAAAUGCCAAGACAUAUGCAGCUAUAUUGUGACAGAUACAUGUGUGAUAAAGUUGUACCUGGUAACAGAGUAACUGUGGUGGGAAUAUAUUCAAUCAAAAAGACAGGAAAACCCACUAAAGGAGGUGGCAGAGACAAAGUGAAUGUUGGAAUCCGAAGCCCGUACUUCCGGGUCCUGGGGAUCAAGGUGGACAGUGAUGGGUCAGGAAGAGGAGGGGCAGCCCCCAUCAGCCCCACAGAUGAGGAAGAGUUCAGAAGGAUGGCUAAUGAUCCUAACAUUUAUGAAACUAUAGCCAGAAGUAUUGCACCAUCUAUUUAUGGUAGUCUGGAUAUCAAAAGGGCUAUUUCAUGCCUCUUGUUUGGAGGUUCUAGAAAGAGACUACCAGAUGGUUUGAUGAGAAGAGGUGAUGUUAAUCUCCUGAUGUUAGGAGACCCAGGUACAGCCAAAUCUCAGCUUCUGAAGUUUGUUGAGAGGUGCUCUCCUAUCGGUGUGUACACGUCUGGCAAAGGUAGCAGUGCAGCUGGUCUGACCGCCUCGGUCAUGAGGGAUCCCCAAACGAGAAACUUUGUAAUGGAGGGAGGAGCAAUGGUAUUAGCCGAUGGGGGAGUGGUGUGUAUUGACGAGUUUGACAAAAUGAGAGAAGACGACAGAGUUGCCAUUCACGAAGCUAUGGAACAACAGACCAUAUCAAUUGCAAAGGCUGGAAUCACGACGACUUUGAACUCGAGGUGCUCGGUGCUGGCUGCAGCUAACGGUGUGUAUGGACGUUGGGACGAGACCAAGGGAGAAGAGAACAUUGACUUCAUGCCCACCAUUUUAUCUCGAUUUGAUAUGAUAUUUAUUGUAAAAGAUGAACACAAUGAGGCCAGAGAUAUGACUCUAGCAAAGCAUGUCAUGAAUGUGCACUUAAAUGCUCUCCAAAUGACAGAAGAACAUGCUGAAGGGGAAAUUGACCUAAAUACCCUGAAGAAGUACAUUCAGUAUUGUAGAACGAAAUGUGGUCCCCGUUUGUCUCCAGAAGCAGCAGAGAAACUGAAGAAUAGAUAUGUUUUGAUGAGGAAUGGAGCUGGUGAAUAUGAAAAAGAAACUGGCAAGAAGAUAACCAUUCCCAUCACUGUCAGGCAAUUGGAAGCCAUCAUCAGAAUGUCUGAAUCUUUGGCCAAGAUGAAGCUCAAACCAUUUGCGUCGGAGAGGGAGGUGGAUGAAGCCCUGAGGCUGUUCCAGGUGUCCACACUAGAUGCUGCCAUGUCAGGCAAUCUGUCUGGUGUUGAAGGAUUUACUACAGAAGAGGAUCAGGAGCUAUUGUCUAGAAUAGAGAAACAGAUCAAGAGACGAUUUAUUAUUGGAUCUCAAGUUUCCGAACAUGCAAUCAUUCAGGACUUCACAAGACAGAAAUACCCAGAGAGAUCCAUUCAGAAAGUCUUGCAUUUCAUGUUGAGAAGAGGAGAGAUUCAACACCGCAUGCAGAGGAAAAUGUUGUAUCGAGUGAAGUGAUGGAUCGUGAAUUCAUUUAUAUGAAAAACAUUACAUUUCUAAUGAUACAAUGGACUUUAAAAUUUUAAGAUGCAAGUAUUGAUGGGAAUCGGUUAACUACAUGUCUAUGAAUAGACUCUUGCUCCUGAAUAUGUAGUGAUAAAAUGUACAGAUUAAUAACAUAAAUUAUAUGUAUGGA
Molecule: messenger RNA, 2419 nt
Organism: Ostrea edulis (European flat oyster)
Lineage: Eukaryota; Metazoa; Mollusca; Bivalvia; Ostreida; Ostreidae
Product: DNA replication licensing factor mcm5-A-like
Exons: 15
Coding region: 43-2241 (732 amino acids)
Biological process (GO): double-strand break repair via break-induced replication; DNA replication initiation; DNA replication
Cellular component (GO): nucleus; MCM complex
Molecular function (GO): single-stranded DNA binding; single-stranded DNA helicase activity; DNA replication origin binding
Source: RefSeq, a predicted model, not a curated record